AUGGGGUUGGCCACUCUGGAACUUGAGCGGCUUUCGUCUGCGUUAGGAAGCGUGGGGAAACGGAACUGGCUGAGGGGCGACAUGUCACGGAGGAACGAGGAGCGGGCGCAAAGCGCCUGGGCGUCGCGGGAGCGGGCUGCGGCGCAGACGGGCGGGGCGGCCACGGGGCAGGGCGGCGGGGCCGGGGAACGGGUCUCGAGCCCAGUAGAGGAGCAGCACCUACCUCCGGGGGUGGAAAUGGGCCGGAAUGGGCCGGAACACCGUCCCGGAAGUGAAACCCCCCGCCCCCUCCCCCGGAGCGGGCGACGUGCCGGAAGGAAAUCGCUCACCCUUACACCGUCCCCCUCCCCCAGCGCUUUCCGUUCGCGCCCCCUCCCCUCUCAGCAUUUCCUCCCGGGCGAGGAGGAGGGCGGAUCCCAGCGUCACGUGAGCGGUCGUGUCCCCGCCCCAAAUUACGAUGUCGGGCGGGGCCUCGGGAGCGGGCGGGAGGUGGGGCUGGAGGAAGGGAGGUGGCUUAGAGAGGGUGCGGGGCGAAGCAGCGGCGGCGAGGGGCGGGGCGGGCGUUGUGACGUCACGAAGAAGAACGCUCUUAUACUGGAGUUCGGGCGCCAUAUUGGUCUUUCUGUGCUGCGAGUCUGGUCGGGAGUAGAGACGCAGGGUGUCCCCUAAACUGUAUCUACUUGCUUCAGCAUUCCGAAGUAGCUGCAGUGUGGCCCCGGAUGGCAUCUUGCAUGCAGUUACAUGCCAAAGGAAUGAAUGCCAAGGUAA
This is a messenger RNA of Marmota monax (woodchuck), 768 nucleotides long. RefSeq lists its product as uncharacterized. The transcript has 4 exons. NCBI's taxonomy places the organism in Eukaryota, Metazoa, Chordata, Mammalia, Rodentia, Sciuridae. The record is from RefSeq and is a predicted model, not a curated record. Bases 1 to 669 code for a protein of 222 amino acids.